AUGACGAGUAUACCGAUUUUAAGCUGUAUUUCAAGCGGAUCGUUUGAACAUAGCGGAAUGAUUAUAGCACCUUAUUCUGUCAAAACGAUGUCCUCUAUUGCAUAUGGAAUUACAGAUAACCUACUUACAAGGGCAGCAGACGUUACUCUCAAAGAAAGAAGACCUCUCGUUUUAAUGCUUAGAGAAACACCAUUGAAUCUAAGUCACAUAGAGGCAAUGAAGCAUGUAACCCUUAUGGGUGGAAUCAUUGCUCCACCGUUAAACUCUUUUUACAUUCAGCCAAAAAGUAUUGAGGAUCUUGUGCACUACAGUGUAGCAAGAUUUUAG
Trachymyrmex cornetzi is the source of this 327-nucleotide messenger RNA. RefSeq names its product flavin prenyltransferase UbiX-like. Bases 1 to 327 code for a protein of 108 amino acids. Gene Ontology annotation, molecular function: catalytic activity. Lineage: Eukaryota; Metazoa; Arthropoda; Insecta; Hymenoptera; Formicidae. The transcript is spliced from 2 exons. The record is from RefSeq and is a predicted model, not a curated record.